Molecule: messenger RNA, 6165 nt
Organism: Glossina fuscipes
Lineage: Eukaryota; Metazoa; Arthropoda; Insecta; Diptera; Glossinidae
Gene: gw
Product: protein Gawky
Exons: 10
Coding region: 459-4937 (1492 amino acids)
Biological process (GO): positive regulation of nuclear-transcribed mRNA poly(A) tail shortening; miRNA-mediated gene silencing by inhibition of translation
Cellular component (GO): P-body; nucleoplasm
Molecular function (GO): protein binding; RNA binding
Source: RefSeq, a predicted model, not a curated record
AUCUUCUUGCUUCAUCGAUUCAUCGAAAAGUGGUGUAACGACAUUUGGCAAUAUAUAAAUAAAUAUACAUUAGUUUCCUUAACAUUAAAUUAAUUUUAGCAAGUGUAUAAAAAUGCUUUGAAUUGUCGCUUCAAAGAUCUUAAAUUGCAAUUCGAAGGUUGGAAUAAAUAAUAGUAAAAUAUUAUUGGCAACAAUAGUAAUAAGCGUGGUAGUAAAAACAAUAAAAGUAAUAAUAAUAAAAGUAAUAUUGAUAAAAACAAUAGUAAUAAUAUUUAAAACAAGGGGUAAAAUUUGAAAAACUUUUGUGUGUCUCAUAAGAUCCUAAGAACUAAUUGGAAAGCAGUAGGGGAUUUUAUCAAACAUCGAUUAAUGCUCUCCCCCAAUAACUGUCAUAAAAGCGGAAGCGAGAGACUAGUAUACAGGCAAAAGAUUUUACAAAUUUAAGACGCAGGCGCACAAUGCUAGCAGCGAAUUUGCCAGUAUGCCAAUAUGCUGGAAUGCCCGGUCAAAGCAACAAUAAUAGCACUGCUGGAUCCAAUCACAACAGUAAUACAAGCACAAAUAACAAUAACGCGAGUAGUAGUAAUCUUAGCUCCAACAGCAACGGGAAUCAAAAUACGAGUAAUUGCCACAACAAUAACAACAGCGUCAGCAACAGUGCAAAUCAUUCAAGUAGUUCGAAUAAUAAUAAUAAUAACACUUGCCCUGUUGGCAAUGGUGGUAAUGCAAAUACCCACAUUGGCUUAGUGGGCGGUGGAACGUCGGCAGCAGCAGCAAAAAAUCAAUUGGAGCAGUUGAAUACAAUGCGGGAAGCCUUGUUUUCUCAGGAUGGUUGGGGAUGCCAGCAUGUAAAUCAGGAUACAAAUUGGGAAGUGCCAAGUUCUCCAGAACCAACAAAUAAGGAUCCUUCAGGUCCACCUCUUUGGAAACCUACUAUAAAUAAUGGUACAGAUUUGUGGGAAUCAAAUCUACGGAAUGGAGGUCAACCAACUUCCCAGCCGGUUCAAAAGACACCGUGGGGUCAUACGCCAUCCACAAAUUUGGGUGGCACGUGGGGGGAGGAUGAUGAUGGGCCAGAAACAAGCAAUGUAUGGACUGGUGGUCCAGGAAAUGCUUCAGCUAACUCAGUCGUUAGUGUUGGAGUGCCUGGUGUGACUUCUAAUGCUGGAGGGCCAACAAAUGGUUCGCAGUGGGGUCAGGGAACAGCUAGUGUAGCGGCUUCCGGACAAGGCGCAAUCGCAGCACCGGGUAAUAUUCCUAAUGUAGCAUCCGGAGGUAAUGCAAAUGCAAUAGGAGUUACUGUUCCUGGUACUACUAGCAUUGCUGCUGGUUCUGCUGCUGGCAACGGUUGGGGAGAUUUGCGUGGUGGUCCUAUGGGUGGACCAUUAGAUAUGCGCAGUGUUGAUCCUCGAGAUCCUAUGCGUGCUACGUCUGCCGGGGAUCCUCGUGACUUAAGGAUGCUGGACCCACGAGAUCCUAUACGUGGUGAUCCACGAGGGAUAUCAGGUCGUCUUAACGGUACAUCUGAAAUGUGGGGUCAGCAUCACCCUAUUACUCAUAAUCAAAUAACAAACUUAAAUAAAAUGGUAGGACCAACGGUUGGAGGAAGUUCCGGCGUAGGUGCUGCAGUUGUCGCUGGAGCCGGUGGCAUCGGAGGUCCUGGAGUAGGCGCAAUUAACCCACCGAGCGGCGUAACAACCAAUGUUGUGGGGUCGCAAUGGGGCACUCCGCAGUCGGUAGUGGGACCAAAAGAUUUAACAGCGAUUACGUCAAAACCGCCGCCAGGGACAGGUUGGGAAGAGCCCUCACCACCACCACAAAGACGCAAUUUGCCUAACUAUGACGACGGUACCUCUCUAUGGGGUCAACAAUCCCGUGUACCUGGAGGUGGAUCUCAUUGGAAGGAUGUAUCAGAUCCGCGUAAUCAUAUAAUACGAACUACUAUAGGAGGUCAAAAUCCUACUAAUGCUAAUGUAGUAUCUGGUUUAGGGGGUGGAACAAGUGGUGGCAAUAACGCUAGUAAUAUCGCGCCUUCUGUUGUAGCUGCUGUAAAUGCGAAUAAUCCUAUGGGGGUUAGUUUAGGUCCGCCAGGUCGUUUGGUUGCUGGUGUUGGUGGACCUGGGAGCGUUGGCGUUAAUAUUAAUAGCAACCAGCACAAGCCUGAUAACACUAUAUGGACUCAUCCUGGUGGACCGAAUGUGGCUAGCGGUGUCGUUCGCAAUCCACCAGGCGCUUGGGCUGAUGAUAGUAAUCAUAAUGUUGUUGGUUCAGCGGCAAAUACACCAAAUUGGUCUGAUGAUAAAUCAAAUCCACCUGGCGGGGGAAUAGGACAGAUAGGUGGUGCUAAUGUAAACAACUCAACCGCUUGGAAUGACCAACCUACUGGUUCUUGGAGCAAAGGAAAUCCGACCAAAUUACCUGGUGCCAGCGGAUGGGGUGUUACGACCCCCAGCGUUACGGGUGCUAAUGAUGCCAAUGACUUAAAUCCUGCCGAUUGGAGCAGUGCGGCACAUAAUAGUAUUAUGGGUAAAUCCCAACAACAAAAAAUUAAUCCAGUCAGCAUAGCUGGCAUGAAUAAUGAGUUAAAGCAAAGUAAACAGUUUCGCAUUUUAGUGGAUGCAGGUUUCAAAAAGGAAGAUGUUGAAAGAGCUUUGAUAAAUACAAACAUGAAUAUUGAAGAAGCAACUGAAAUUUUGCGGGCGAAUAUGUCAAUAGGUAUAGAUAAUUGGAGACGACAUGAUGAUUCGCUCGGCUCUUAUGCCGAUCACGGUAACGCGAGUAAUGCUAGUUUUCCGGGUCGUUAUGCAGCUCAGGGAACGCAACCUACAAUGUCAUUCCCUCCGAGCAAUCUUCUUAACACCAUGGGUGGGACUGCCAUAGGUGCUGGCAGCAACAACCCUAACUUAAAUGCGCUCAAUUCAAUGCAACCAUUACAAGUGCAAAAGUACCUCACUCAAAGUCCGCAUAGCUUAACUGGUGGUCCUCAAUCAGUGAAUGCUGGCGCCGUAGCCUUUGGACAAGGUGCAAAUGUAGCAGCUGUAAACGCCACUGUGUCGAAUAGUACUAAUCAACCUUCUACUCAACAAUUGCGAAUGUUAGUGCAACAGAUACAAUUGGCCGUGCAUAAUGGUUAUCUCUCAAGCCAAAUAUUAAAUCAGCCUCUAGCACCUGCGACUCUUCUACUUCUCAAUCAAUUACUUAGUAAUAUUAAGCACCUGCAAGGAGCUCAACAAUCAUUACGUGGGGGUAACAAUGCCAACACUUUAGUUGCAAUUGCCAAGUAUAAGCAACAGAUACAAAGUUUGCAAAACCAAAUAAAUGCACAACAGGCAAUAUAUAUAAAACAACAGCAACAACAACAGGCAUUACAGCAAACUCAACAUCCUCCAGCUCAUAUUAAUAACACAAGCACAGAGUAUUUAAGAGGUCACGAUGCCAUAAAUGCCCUACAAGGGAAUUUUUCGGAAAUGAGCUUAAGCAAGUCGGCUAGUUAUCAGCCCGCACCUAAUCCACAAUCCAGACUAAACCAGUGGAAACUUCCCGCUUUAGAGAAGGAUAUCACAGUAGAUAGCACCGAUUUUUCUCGUGCACCUGGUGCGACUAAGCAAAACCUACCAACAAAUAAUGCAAAUAAUAUGGGACCUUUAGGCUUACAAGGCGAUGGGACCUGGUCUACAGGACGUAGUAUUAAUGAUGGAUGGCCUGAUCCCACGAAUGAUAGUGAGAAUAAAGACUGGUCAGUUGGACAAUCUUCAACUGCUGCGGCAACAUACACAGAUUUGGUACAGGAAUUUGAGCCUGGCAAACCUUGGAAGGGUCCACAGAUAAAAAGUAUUGAAGAUGACCCAAGUAUAACUCCUGGUAGUGUUGCGAGGUCCCCGUUGUCUAUCAAUCCGACGCCAAAAGAUGCUGAUCUUUUUGCUAAUGCAAGCAAAAAUUCCCCGACUGAUUUGCCAUCAUUAGGAUUAACAACCUCGUCAACGUGGAGUUUUAAUCCUUCAACAAGCAAUCAGAACUUUCCAAGUUGGUCUGAUAAUUCACAACCCGAAUUAUGGACAUCCAUGAAUAAAUCUCGUGGUCCUCCUCCCGGCUUAGCUGCAAGUAAAUCUGCUGUCGUAAGCGGAGUUCCCACGGUAUCAAAUCCCUCAUCAGUGAUUGGUGGUAAUUCAAAUGGUUGGCUAGGAGGCCGUGGCUCCGGUGGAUGGUCAGGGACAAAUUCAAGCUGGAACUCUAAUUGGCUACUGCUUAAAAAUCUAACCGCACAGAUUGAUAGCUCAACAUUACGUACCUUAUGCAUGCAGCAUGGACCGCUGUUAAGAUUUCAUUUGUAUUUAAAUCAGGGAAUUGCCUUAUGUAAAUAUGCAACCCGUGAGGAAGCCAGUAAAGCACAAAUGACUUUAAAUAAUUGCUUUUUGGGUAAUACUACAAUAUGCGCAGAGUCACCCAGCGAGAAUGAGGUUGAUAGUAUAUUGCAUCACUUGCCGCAAAGUAAUAGUGGCGUCACUUCAUCUGGAGGUAAUGGUGGUAAUGGGGCGGGCGUAAACAACGGUGGAAACAAUGUUGUAAAUGUAGGCACAAGUGGUGGAAAUAGUAGUAGUACGGGCAGUAGUGGAAACAAUUGCGCCACUAGUGCAUCAGUCAAUGCAGUUAAUGGUGCAACUAGCGUUGGUAGCAAUAAUCCGAACAACGUUACGCAAACAGCUGUUGGUAGUGGCAACGUUGGUGGCACCGGAUCAAAUUGUGGUCCCGGUCAAAGUAGCGCUGGCCACAAUAGCAAUCCUAAUAAUCCAGGCCAAAACAAUGCAGGAGCUGGCACAAAUGCCAACAGUUCCGCUUGGCGGCAGCAAGUCCAGAAUGCAACAAAUCAAAAUCGACCGACCGGCCGCGAUGACUUUGAAUUUAUUUCUCAGUAUGUUUGUUCAAUAGUGGAUGACUAGAUAAGGCUUAAAGAGCAUCGUAUAGGACAGCAUUCUAUAAAAAAUUUUUACAUAUAAGACAAACAAAAAAGGAAAGAAAAAUACACAAUUUAUUAAACCCAGCGACAAAAAGACUGUUUUGCGACAAGCUCUUUUAUAUCCAAAUGAAAGGGUUACAAACUGUUCCCAUCCUGUAACACUAUUAGUAAUUGCGAAAACCCAAACAAUUAGAAAACAAUACGAACAAAUACAUAAUAUACAAACAAAUGUAUUAAAGCAUAAAUAUCUUGACGGAAAGUAAAAUAGUGAAACUGUGUACGUAAAAAGAGUUGUAAGUGUAAGACAAAUGAAGUGGUCACAUUUCGAAAAAGGAGAACGGAAAUAUUUUGUUAGUUGUUAGCGUAAUGUAUAUAAAAUUUUUCGAUGCGACAGUUCAUCAUUCAUUCAUUGUUAGAAACUUUUAUAAUUGAAAGUGUGCAAACUUGUUCGGUUUUUUCUGUCAUUUUUAUUUCGUUUUACGUCUCUGAUUAUUAAAUAGUAAACAGAGCAAGGCAGUAGGCGCAUAUAUCUUCGCUGAAAAUAUAGGAAUGUAAUGGUUGCGAUUCACUUUAUAAAGCGGCAAAAAGAAAAUCAUGGCAAAAUAACCUAUGUUAUUUAUUUUUCUAAGAUGUUCGUUUUUAUAGCCCAAAGACAAAAUUUUCAUUACCGUCUUACCUUCCUCUUUCAUAUACUUCUUAGUUUUACUAGCGGUGGGUGAAUUAUCUGAAGAUCAUCUAUAAUAACUUUUUUUUAGCUCGGUACAUUUUUUUAACUAUGUAGUACGAUAUAUUACUCAUUUUGUGAUUUUAUCAAAACCCAUUAAAAGUUUUUAUUAUAACAUAAACUAAAUAUUGAUUUGAUUUAGCGAUGAUAAUUUGAAUUGUUUAAAAAUCUAUAAAUAAAAUAAAGAACAAUAUAUACCACGGAUUUGCAAAGAAUAAGUUACUUUUAUUUCAGUCGAUUAAAUUAAACUUUAAUGUAAUGUUUUCUUUUUGUUGUACUAUAAUUUAUAAACCACGAAACCAAUUUAAUUUACAGUUACUAACUGAAUGGUGUUUAAAAAAGAUUUGUAAUUUAUUAAUCAUACCAAAUGAACUAACUUGUGCUUAUAACUAAACGGUUGUAAGUUAUCCAAGGUUAAAAAUUUGAUAACAGAGAAGUCGUAGAUUGCUACGGAGUUACAACUUUUGUCGCUGGGAUUGUAUUUGCU